AUGCCUUCAAGGAAGGCUGUGCUAUUAGCCAGCGUCAAAAUUCACGCUCGCCCGGGACCUGCACGAUACAAGCUGAUAUACCUUCUUCCUGCUCCAGAAGCGGACAAACAAUGGAAAGCAAGAGACGAUCUCACCGAGGACGAUCACGUGGAGAUGACUAGUCUCUUCGGAGGAAAGACUAGGGGGAAACUUGCUCCUACUAUCUUCAACGACAAAGGGCAAUUUCGCAGACAACUUGGGCAUCUGAACAGUCGGAUCAAGAGAUCAGAAGAGAAGACACAGAAACCUGGAAUGCGUCGAAACUCGGAUCUCAUCGCGGACAUGACGAUCGAAGACGUGCAGAUUAAGUGCUCAGCCUGGAAAACUUUCCCCGCUAAGUUCACUACUAGCUUGAUCUUUGUGUUUACACGAGCAAGUGGUGAGGCACCGAGCGGCGGAAGAGCUGGCAUGUUCCGUCGGGCCCAGGUGGCCGGAGAGGCAUUCGCCGCGCUUCUCGGACAAAAACGUCCCAUCCUGUUUGCUAUUCCGAGAUGCAGAGUGAGCAGUCGAGCAUACCUGUUUAACGAGAAAGGCGAGCGAACAGGCGAGCCAGGACACAGCUUAAAGGAGCUCUGGGACGUCCUUAAAGUAGCUAAACCAGACCGAGAUAUUUAUCUCGUUUGCGUCGGUUUAGACGCCUUUACGACAAACGUUCAGAACUACAUCACUAUUGCGAAGUUGUACGACCACCUCUCAAUUACGAUUGUCGUUGUCGUCAACGAAUACUUCGCUGGCUCAAAGUCUUCCGGAAGGCAGGCGGCAGAACAUGCCUGA
Molecule: messenger RNA, 813 nt
Organism: Parastagonospora nodorum SN15
Lineage: Eukaryota; Fungi; Ascomycota; Dothideomycetes; Pleosporales; Phaeosphaeriaceae
Exons: 2
Coding region: 1-813 (270 amino acids)
Source: RefSeq, a predicted model, not a curated record